AUGGCAACAGCCAAAACAGAGCAGAAGCUCGGCUACGAGAUGCAAGUCAGCGCCAACGACGGCAACCUCGCCCAGCUCCAAACCCAGCUCGCCCACUGGGAGGCGGGCAUAACCGGUAACAACCACACGCAAACGGAUUAUCUAUGCUCUAGAAUUACGGUCGCCGAGGAAAAAGAAGUCUGCCAGGCGCUCGGUCGCAAAUAUCACCCCGCCGAGCCCAUAGAUUUAAUUUAUAUCAUGCUGAACCGGUUGAUGAUCCAGGCGUCAAGGAAGAAUCAAGUAAAUGUAAUCCGGUACCUUCUGGAAGACAGAAAGUGGCUAGUUUCACGCAUCGCCAUCCAGAGGGCGAUGGAGACGGAGUCGUUUGAUGUCCUGGAGUUAUUUCAGAAACAUGGAUGGGGGAUCAAUGAGCCGAUAAAGCAGAAUCAUUGUACGAUCCUCAGACAAGUCGUGAACCAUGAGAGAAGCGUACGCUGGUGCCUCGCCCAUGGCGCUGAUCCAAACGCCCAAGGUUACAAAGGUCAUAUUGAUGUCCUCAGCUUUGCUGCUGAACAUGGCUCAAUGCAGACUCUCCGACUUCUCGCCGCCCACGGGGGCAACUUCUGUCGCAGCAAUGCCCUGCACCGGGCUGCCCAAGGCGGCAGGAUCGAUGUUCUGGAGUGGUUACUGGAUGAAGUUGGCUUCCCUGUCAGCCAACGCGAGUACGAGUAUCAUAACGACUACCAGUGGACGGAAACGGCUCUAUAUUAUGCGGUUAAGGGUAAUGCGUUGGACUGCGUGCGGCUCCUGCUGCAGCGGGGUGCUGAUGUUAGUGUGAGAGAUGAAAAGGGCCGUACUGUGAGGGAUGUUGGGUUGCAACAGGGCCAUGAAGAUGUUGUUUCAAUGUUGGAUGGGGGAGUCAUUUAA
Molecule: messenger RNA, 906 nt
Organism: Aspergillus affinis
Lineage: Eukaryota; Fungi; Ascomycota; Eurotiomycetes; Eurotiales; Aspergillaceae
Product: ankyrin repeat domain-containing protein
Exons: 2
Coding region: 1-906 (301 amino acids)
Cellular component (GO): nucleus; cytoplasm
Molecular function (GO): protein binding
Source: RefSeq, a predicted model, not a curated record